AUGAACAGCCAAGGGGAGAGAAAUUUCUUUUACAGGCCUUUCUAUAUUAACGAAGAACCGUACUCUGUAUGGCAACCAGAAGAGUCCCUUGCAUCGACUGAAAGAAGGGUUGCUGAACAUGGCUCCUGCACUCUGAACAUCGACACGUCGUCUGAGUCACGGAGCAUAUUGGAGCCUCUAUUGCCACCAGAAGUGGAGGGAAGCGACAUGUCGUUGCCAUCAGAAGUGGAGGGAAACGACAUGUCGGCUAAGUCAUGGAGGAUAAAUCUGGAAGACUACUUCCCUGCAUUGACUGAAAGCAGGGAUGCUGAACAUGGCUCCUGCACUCUGUGCCGCCUUCUUCGUACCCCAAUAUGCAAACAAUGCAAAGUUUAUGAUUACUACAAGAAACUAGAAAGGCAACUUGAAGGGUAUACUGAGAUGGAGACCAUGCUUGAACGUGAUCUUGAAAAUCCAGCAGAGGAGGAUGAGAUGAAGCUAAAGCGUGAGAGGAUGGCUAUCCUUGUGACAAACAUAGCUAGCAUCGUGCUUUGUGCAUUAAUGGUUUUUGCUUCUAUUGAGAGCAAAUCAUUUUCAAUUAUUGCCUCAAUCUUGGAUCCAUUCUUUGAUCUCUUGUGGGGAUUUAUAUUGUGGCUUACGUCUCAUGCUAUGCAAAACCCAAACCAACAUAAGUAUCCAAUUGGAAUGAAACGGUUGCAGCCAGUGGGAAUGAUUGUUUUUGGAUCUUUUGGAUUACAAUUACUGUUUCUGGCAGCUAAACAAUUCAUUACAAAGUCCGAGCCUGAAAAGGAUCCUCAGAAGGAGAAAUGGAUGAUUGGAGUAAUGACCUUUGUAACUAUGGUGCAGUUUAUGCUCGCAUUCUAUUGUCGAAGAUUUGAAAAUAAAAUUGUUAGAGCCUAUGCAGAACAUCAUUCUUCCAACGUUAAAACUAAUUUAAUUAGUUUGGCAGCAGCUGUCCUGGCUAUUCGAUAUUAUUGGUGGAUUGAUCCUACUGGAGCUAUUAUAAUACUAUUAUAUACAAUGAAUACAUGGAAGAAGACGUUCAUUGAGAAUUUUUUUGCCCUAAUUGGAAGGACAGCACCACCUGAAUUUUUGGCAAAGCUGACAGUUCUGAUAUGGAACCACCAUAAAGAUAUCGAGCACAUUGACACAGUAAAAGCAUACGCACAUGGUUCUGAUCAUUAUAUUGUGGAGGUUGACAUAGUUUUGCCACAAGACAUGGUUCUCAGAGAAACACAUGAUAUUGGUGAGACACUGCAAGUGAAGCUGGAGCAACUGCCUGAAGUUGAAAGAGCUUUUGUGCAUAUAGAUUAUGAGUAUACUCACAAGCCUGAACACAAGACCACGGUUUGAUGACAAUGAUCUCACACAAUCUCUCU
Molecule: messenger RNA, 1379 nt
Organism: Quercus lobata
Lineage: Eukaryota; Viridiplantae; Streptophyta; Magnoliopsida; Fagales; Fagaceae
Product: metal tolerance protein 9-like
Exons: 6
Coding region: 1-1353 (450 amino acids)
Biological process (GO): monoatomic cation transport; transmembrane transport
Cellular component (GO): membrane
Molecular function (GO): monoatomic cation transmembrane transporter activity
Source: RefSeq, a predicted model, not a curated record